Molecule: messenger RNA, 1464 nt
Organism: Aspergillus calidoustus
Lineage: Eukaryota; Fungi; Ascomycota; Eurotiomycetes; Eurotiales; Aspergillaceae
Source: the annotation of a GenBank genome assembly
AUGCUCGCUACACUGGACCAGCUUCCGCUCGAGAUUCUGCACUUAUUUGUCAGUUAUUUGCGCGCCGACCAUGAGCAACAAGAGCCCGACCAGCCGUCCUGGUACUCGUUGCGUCUUCAGCCGCUGCUCUCGCUGUGCCUGGUCUCCAAGCAAUUGUGUGCCACUAUCCAGCCAAUUUUAUACCAUGAGUUCAUGCCAGGCUAUGGCGGCUCCUGGCGGUCCCGCCUUUACUCCUGGGACCGCCGACUGGUGUCAUUCAUCCGCACGGUCGCGCAACGACGAGAUCUGGCUGCCUGUGUGAAGCAUGUUUAUCUCCACCCAUAUCUCCUGAAUCCGUUGGAGGACUAUCGCGAGGAUGGGGAGCGCGCGGUCCUUGGAGGGCACGUGGCUUGUGUGAUGGAUUAUCCUAAGGUCCCAGUGCUCCCUAAGUGGCACCAAACUGAGGUGAGGGAAAUCAAAGACGUGAUCCAAGAGGCAGGAAAGGCGUUGCGAAUCAAGAGACAAACGCUGAAUCAACUAUCUGCUUCCGAUUUGUUCUCCCUCUUGAUCGCGGAACUGCCUAAUCUACAACAUUGCAGCAUUGACAUUGGCAAUGGCCGCUUGAAGUCGACAAUUACCCUGUCACUCCACGCUGCUGCGAAUCGCAUAAAUCUCCUUAGCCUUGAGCGGCGGGUGCGUGCUCUUCUCGAAGCCUCCCCUAAUGUGGAAACACUUAACAUACACAUGUGCAGUGAGACAUGGCAUCGGUCACCAUUCCCUUCCUUAAGAAGCCUAAAACAUCUUCAUAUCACAUUCAGCCGCCUUAGUGAACAGGCUCUCAAAGCACUACUUUACUCGUCCAACAGUCUACGCAGCUUCACCUACGAAGCCGGCGGCCGUCCUUUUGACGGCCGUCACGAGCUUGGGGAUGGCAGAGAUCAUUUUCGGCUGAUUCAUGCGAUGAACUAUCUCAAGCGCCACUGCGGGACUCUCGAGUCGUUACAUCUCGAUCUCCGGAGGCGCGGCAACUGCCCAGAUGGUUCUGAUCCGCGCGCCGUGUUCAGCUUCCAACAAUUUAGGGCCUUAAAGCACUUGUUUGUCAACUUGGACGAAUUCCACACUAGGUUCUGGGGUGGAUCAGACGAGGCUCAACUCCUGGUCAAUCUUCUUCCUCCAGGCAUCGAGUCGCUACACCUUGCUGGCCAUAUUGGAGAUGAGCUUCGUCGCCUAGAAAAAAGCUUAAUUGGCCUGGCGGAGGCUUCCUCGCAAGGUAGAUUUCCAACACUCAAGGAGGUAAGAUGGUCGAAAAAUGAGGAGCUGCACCACGAGCUUGAUAUACGCACUGCCUUCGCCUCCACUGGUGUGGACUUUGAUUACGACCAUUGGCCGGCCAUGAAAUCUACGCUCGGCGACGGUGACUACUCACCAUACCCGAACUACUCAGACCCGGGCGCACUGCCUGACAUAUCGGAUUCUGAUCUUUAG